AUGUUGCACUACUUUAAUUUUGGGGAAUAUUCUUUUUUAAAUAGCAAUUUCGUUGAUUCGGACACUACUAAAUUUAAUGCAACUUCAGUAACCUUUUAUUAUCCAUGUUCUGAUAAGCAAAAUUGUUCGGGAUUUGAGAUCAAACUCAAUCCUGGACAUUAUUUAUUUGAAGUCUUUGGAGCUCAGGGCUCUCAAGACAGUGAAUCCCAAAAAGGAGGAUUAGGCGGUUACGGGCGGGCAGAAGUCACUGCUCCAAAAACAAUUCCUUUGUAUCUCUUUGUAGGUUCCCAAGGUAAGUGGACGGAUAGUGAUGCGAGUGAAGCUUCAUUCAAUGGUGGGGGAAAAGGAUACAAAUCAGGCCCAGGGGGUGGUGCUACAGACUUUAGAAUGUCAGAAAAUGACCUCCAUACUCGAUUUUUGAUUGCUGGCGGUGGAGGGGCCCAAGGAGUUGAUUCCGAUGUGUCAACUACUUCAGAAGGGAGUGUUACUAUUACGGGUCCUCCUGAUGAAAUUGAUGAUCCUAGUGAUGAUCCUUUUCAAAAAAGGCUUCAUGAAACAACAGCGAGAUCAACUCAAGGCGGAUCAGGAGGUGGGAAAAAUGGAGAGAAUGGAAGUAAAUUAGAUAUCACAGGAGGAACCCAAGACUCUGGAGGUAAUGGAUAUAUAAAUGGUUCAUUCGGGAGUGGAUGUAUACUUCAUGAAGUAGGGGCCCAUGGAGGAUCCGGAGGUGGACUCUUUGGAGGAGGGUGCGGGAAAGAAGGAGGAGUUUCUGGAUCUGGUGGCUCUGGCUUUUUUUACUCCGAUAAUAGAACACCAGAAAUAUAUGCAAUUAAAAACAUAAAGAUUUCUAACGGAAAUCUGUCAAGCGGCCAAAAUCUUGGCGAUGGAUAUGCAAUCAUAACUUUGCUUUCUUCGUUUUCAAAAAAUUUUCGAAAAAGAUUUAGCAAUUCACAUAUAGCUAUUAUUGUAAACUUUUUAUUUUGA
Trichomonas vaginalis G3 is the source of this 984-nucleotide messenger RNA. Its product is annotated as glycine-rich protein family. Lineage: Eukaryota; Parabasalia; Trichomonadida; Trichomonadidae. Bases 1 to 984 code for a protein of 327 amino acids. The transcript has a single exon. The record is from RefSeq and is a predicted model, not a curated record.